AUUCGAAGAGAAGGAGAAAAAUCUGCAAAGAAAAAUGUUGCAAUUUAACUAGUUUCCGUGACAUUUUUAGCAAUUAAUUAGCUUUAAGUUUGUAAAUAUGGUGUCGAUAAUUAAGAAUCAGCUGCUGAAACAUCUCUCGAGAUAUUGCAAAAACUUGUCAGCUGAUAAGAUAAAUCUGAACACAUUACGAGGCGAAGGAGAGCUUUCGAACUUGCAAUUAGACGAAGAAGUGCUCACAGAUUUGCUCGAAUUGCCGACAUGGCUCCGUUUGACGAACGCUUGGUGCAAUCACGUCGCGAUCCGCAUUUCGUGGACCAAAUUAAAAAGUGUCCCGAUCACAUUGACGUUGGAUGAGGUCAACAUUAGUGUCGAAACUUGCGAAGUUAUGCGCACGGGAACGACGCCAACUGGAAAUAAUUCACUUUCGGCACCCAUGGGGAAAUACAGUUUCAUCCACAAAGUCAUCGACGGCAUCACAAUCGUCGUGAAUACGGUGAAUAUUCGCUUCAAAAGUCCCGCUUUCACGGCUUCCGUGCAAAUGUCACGAAUUCGCGUCGAAUCACGAACUCCAAAAUGGCAAGCAGGCGACUUACAUUUCACACGUUUGAAGGAUCCCUCAAAGGGACACUUGCUAAUUUUCAAGGAAAUGUUAUGGCAAACCGUCAGAAUCGAAGCAAGUUCAACGCAAGACUCGAGUUUGACGCCUUUGCGACUUCUUACGAACCAAGCUCGUUGCCGCAUUACGAUAAAAAAGAAAAUGUCGGAUUGCAGUGUCAUCUCGUCGCGUCUCGUGAUCAUCCUUGACGACCUUUUGUGGGUUCUAACGGACUCCCAGCUCAAAGCAGCGCUUCAUUUCAUCGAUUCGCUGUCAGGUUUGAUCCAAUCUGCCACGAAAGAAACGCAAAAAUUGAAAGCGCAGCGAAAAUUGGAGACUUUGCCCGAAUAUCAGGCACAAAUGGCGCAAUCCACACGCUCAGAUCCGUCGCAGCAAAACCAAUCCGUACUCCAAAAGUCAUUUAAUGCAUUCGAUGUGCGCGAAACUUCGUACCAUUUCUUCUCGCAGCGCAUCGAUUUACAUUUGUGUGAUGAUCCGGGAGACGGGCGAUCGAGUUAUCCAUCGUUAAAAGACGGCGGCGCUCUUCAGAUUUCCGUGACAGGCUUCCAAGUCGAUUUUUAUCCGUAUCAUUUGGCGAAAACAAGUCGCGCGCAUUGGCCAAAGUAUCGGGAAGCGAAUGUACCGCCCGCAAUGUGGCUUGAACAGUCGUUAAAUGCGUUUAGAGAAGCUCUUUUGACACUCGGGCAGCCGAAUCGAACGACGCAUGCACCUUUGGAGAGGGCACAAAACCCGAAUCCCUUCGUUAGUCAACCAACAACUCCUCAAACUCCGACAAGCGGGGCAGGAACGCCGCAAGGAUCAGCUGUUUCAUCGCCAAUUAAGCGCAAUAUCUUGGAUAAUUUGGCAAAAUUGAUGUCGGCUUGCGUUAUUUUACGCGUGGAGGAUUUUACGUUGUAUCGUGUGACGACAUCCGGGAAGAAGCAGAUGCCGAAGGAGUUUAUUUCAGCUCAACAUAAGAGGAAAGGAAAAACAGGAGACAAGGAUCGAUAUUCAUUUCCGCCCGACAUGUCGACAAUUCAUGCGGAAUUUACUUAUUUUUACUAUCCUGGAGAUUUUGUGUUUCCAUUACCGCCAUCGAAAGCUUAUGUUCAUGUAAAUCCGAUCCAGAUAAAUUUCGAUCUCGAUAGUUGUUUGUGGCUCAAUUCAUUCGCGUUAAAUUUACAUGAAAGCUUACUUCGUACCAAAAUGGCGGACAAUAUGAACUCUCCUUCAAGCGGAAAUGAGCCCAGUUUGAUGUACAUGGAUGUAAAAUUGGAAGCAAUUAUGCCGCGCGUCGUUAUUGAAGCACGAGCUGAUACGCCAAAUCAACGAGAUCGCCCACGAACGAUGCAAAUUCAAGUCUCCCGUUUUGCCAUUACCAAUAUUCGUGAGAUGGGAGCAUCACGAGCGGAUUUGGCGCAAGCUUUGUCGUCGUUGCAAGAAGGCUCUUUGGUGUUUGGAUCGGGAUUUCCGUCGAAACAUGGCGAUAUGUGCAUCGUUACUGAUCGAAUUUUAUCGCAUGUUGCUGCGACAGAUAUGACCACAAAUGCGGGCGAAAGUCCUCCAGCUUCGGCAUCAUCUUCAGCAGCAAGUCAAUUGACGCGUUACGCUUUGUGGGCUGAACCACGUGACGUUUGGUGUGUCAAACUGGAUCCCGUGUGGGUAGAUUUCCUCGGAGUUCGAUCGAUUGGAGUCAAUCGAGCGACGCCAUUUAUCGAUGCGGUUCCUAUUACGCUUUGGAUUCACGGAAAAUCCACAGAACCCUUCCCGGACAAGAUUUUCGAGCACAAAUCUGACUUUUUGUUUGAUAAUCCGCCUCCGCAACCACCGAAGAGGGACGGUUUGAUCUUGUCUGUCGCUGGAUUGCAACAAAAUUCGAACGAAAAUGACGUCGCAAAGAAAAAUUUGGCAAAUAAACCCGUAAUUUUGAACGGAAAUGAGCAAAAAACGAAGGAAAAAACGGAAAAAGAUCAAAAUAUGGCGGAUUUACAUGUCAUUGCGCACGUUUCGAAUCUCGUAAGCAUCCAAGUUGACCAUUACCAACUCUUGUUUUUGCUGCGAUUCGCGGAAGAAAUCACCGAACUGACAACUUUCUUGUCUGUCGACGCGAAACGCAUCAUGAAGGACAAAAAUACAGACAAUUCCAUCAUCAUCGGUUGUGUCAUACCCCAAGUAGAAGUCUCUCUAAUCAUGCCAUCCAUGUCGCCGGGCAAGGAAUCAUCGGGCGGCGAUGCGGAAAGUGUCUUGCCCGAUUCCGCAAGUCUCGGCGAUGAACUCUCAAAUUGGCCUCAGCAACAAUCCUCCUUGGAUCUCGUCAAAAAUUCGAAUAUUUUUAACAGUAUCGAUACCCCAUCACCCGUUACGGAUGCUCCCGUGCAAUCUAUCCCCAAUGCCCAUGGACACAAUGUUCAAAUUCAAACGCCUUCGAGCAAACCAACACCUGAUUCGAGCCAAAAAACGACUCCGAAGCUCGAAAAAUCAAAUCGCAUCAUGACAGCACUGCAAGGAGGGCAGAAAGCAGGCGCCCAACAAAUCGGCAAAGAGCUGAAUUCGAGUAUAAUUUCGAUGAAGAAGGGAUUUUCGAAUUUUAUGACGUCAAUUGAUUCGGCGCUGAAAACUUCGACGGAUGAUAUUUCCGAUACAAUUUCCAUUCAUUCGGAUUACAGCUCGGAUAGUGAGAAUUUUAUCAUGAUUAUGGGAGAUGAGAAGACGACAGAUUGCAUGGAUGUGAUGUUUAAGUUGAAUCCGUUUGGGACAGAUGCGAAAAUAGCGCCCGUGGAACAGGCGACGGAGUGUAUUGAAGAAGAGGACUCGUCGCCGUCAGAACCCUCGGAGGCAAGUAGUUUACGGAGGAGGGAUUUGGUGUCGAUGGCGACUUUUAGACUUACCACAGUAGAAUUAAUCCGACAAAAUAAAGGCUCCUCUUCCAGCAUGCGAGUUCAGGUCUCAACUUUAACAUGUGAUGAAUGCGGCGCUAUUCCAUGGGAUGAAUUUCAGACGAAAUUUGGUGCGCGUUGUCGAGCAUGGAACAUUGCGCCGCACAAUCCCGAAGCGCCGCCAAGCAUCGCCUUGCGUCUCGAGGAAGACAUUCACACGCCCGAGAACGUCAGCAGCCUCACAUUAGAUAGAAAAACAAUUUUGUCGUGGUUUCAGCGCAAAGUCAAUAUUCGCGUGAAAGAUCUUUCGCUCACGAUGUCCAUGAGCACCGCAACGGGCUUGAGCGAUCUCGCGGAAGACGAAGUCCUGCCCACGCCUCUUCCAAUGGAAAUUGACUUGGAAAAUGUCAAAAUUCACCUUAACGAAGACCGUCCUCCUGUUAAUAUUACCUCACCGGGACCCGUGCCCAUCGACUUGAGCAUCGGCAAAAUGCGAAUAACGCGCGAUGCUGCGGGAAUUUUUUACAUUCAACCGAAAAUCGUGACGGAAAAUCACGUGGGCGCAUAUGUGCCGGAAAAGGAUAAAGAAUUGUUGGCAUUGCAUGUCGUCAUGCAGCAGCUAAAGAUCGAUAAUGACAGCUUACGGAAGCAAAUGGCGACGAUUGAGAGGAGAUUUGACAGGGAAAGAAAUAUUGCCAAAGAAGAAACUGACGUCUUAAAGACAUGUUUAAAGAUCGCGCAGGAUGACAUUGCCUCAUUACUCGAGGAAAAAAGUUCAUUAAUGGACACAAUUAAAGCAUUGCAGUCUCAACUCACCGCGACAGAAAUCCAUCUUCACAAAGAUGGUCGAAGGUAGCGACACAACUGCAACAUCAUCGACUGCAUUCAUUGUUGUGCCGAUAGACCAUUUUGAAUUAAGUUAAAUCUAGUUUUUUUUUUACAAAUUUCAUUUUUGUAUAAAUUUCAAAUAAUUUUUAAUGAAAAAAUUUGUGCAGCCAUAAUGUUAAAGUAUUAUAAAUAGACCUGUAAGACGACAAAAUAGUACUUUUUCAUUCCAAAUUUACCGUGAAAGAGCCUAAAGUCAUUAUUCACUCCUAAUUCUAUUGAAAAAAAAAAAUUAAAAUUUAAUAGUAUUAAAAAAAUAUAUUGAAAAAUAUU
Culicoides brevitarsis is the source of this 4629-nucleotide messenger RNA. Its product is annotated as bridge-like lipid transfer protein family member 3B. The transcript has 10 exons. NCBI's taxonomy places the organism in Eukaryota, Metazoa, Arthropoda, Insecta, Diptera, Ceratopogonidae. Bases 98 to 4327 code for a protein of 1409 amino acids. The record is from RefSeq and is a predicted model, not a curated record.